Nymphaea colorata (pocket water lily) is the source of this 1180-nucleotide messenger RNA. Its product is annotated as RING-H2 finger protein ATL64-like. The record is from RefSeq and is a predicted model, not a curated record. The transcript is spliced from 2 exons. Bases 380 to 1180 code for a protein of 266 amino acids. NCBI's taxonomy places the organism in Eukaryota, Viridiplantae, Streptophyta, Magnoliopsida, Nymphaeales, Nymphaeaceae.
CGGAGUUGGCGGCCAUCUGGCGGCCUUGUGUGGAGUAAGGGGACGGAGGAGCGGAGCUUGGGAAUGUAUCAAGCUUUGGCGGUUUCCGGCAAACAUUUAUUGCCUCGCGCCUUGGAAGCUUCAACCAGCCACUGAGCUUGGAACCAAGAGAAUGAACGCAUCACCAUCGCGUCAAUGCUCCGGCGCCGGCGGGAUUGGCGGAUCGAAAGGAGAAAACUCUCUCGAUCGCUCUGCGUGCGUAUAUAAAUACAGGAACAUCAAAUGACAAAAACCCAGAUUCAGAAACAUCCAUCGUCCUCUCCCUCCCUCUCUCUCUCUCCCCCCGUAUCUCCUCUGCCAAUUAGCUAGACGACUACCUUUCUUUUUCUUCGUCGUGGCCAUGGGGCAUUUUAGCGCUCUUCCAGAAGACUAUGUCUCCACCUGCCUUUCAACAACAGGGAAGAUCUCGUUGAUGGCAGCCAUGGUCCUCUUAUUUGCCGUCCUCUUCCUUGUCCUCCUCAUCCAUUUCUACGUGCGUUGGUCUCUCGAAAGGUCGCGCAGGCGCAACAGGGCUCUACCGUCCACGAAUUUACCGGCCCUCUGCAACUCUGGCUUGGACCAAUCGGUCAUUCGGUCACUCCCCACUUUCUCCGUCGCCGCCGGCAGCGGCGGCGGGCAAAAGGACGAUUUGGACUGUGCCAUCUGUCUCUCGGCGUUCGAGGAGAAGGAAAUGGGGAGGCUGUUGCCGGAGUGCAAUCACGAGUUCCAUGUCGAUUGCAUCGACAUGUGGUUUCAAUCACACUCGACCUGCCCGGUAUGCAGGACCCAGGUCAGACACUGGGACUCCUCUAGCAAUGUGACCUCCAUUAAUGACGGCGGUUCUCCGGCUCCCGAGAUGCCGUCGGUGGAGACCGUCAGCUCCCCUGUUGGUGGUGGUAGCGAUUUUGGCGAUCUAAGUGAUCAGGCGACUGUAGCUGUUUCAUCAGCAGAGUUUGCCGGCGAGCUGCCAGCGAAACGGUCGGAGAGAGUCGAGUACUGUUCGGAGAGGCCGGCGGCGAAGCCUUCGAGUGAGAACCCGCUGGUGAAGCUGAAGAGGAUGUUGAGCAGGGAGAAGGGGAGGUCCAGUAGCAGCCUGCAGGCUUGUGAUCAGGAAAGUGAUUUGGAAGCAGCAAGGCAAGUGGAUCCUUCCGCUUCCAGGUGA